This is a messenger RNA of Monoraphidium neglectum, 753 nucleotides long. RefSeq lists its product as hypothetical. The transcript has 5 exons. Bases 1 to 753 code for a protein of 250 amino acids. Lineage: Eukaryota; Viridiplantae; Chlorophyta; Chlorophyceae; Sphaeropleales; Selenastraceae. The record is from RefSeq and is a predicted model, not a curated record.
AUGCGCGUUGAGACGGACAUUUUCAGCGGCCGCGUGGAGAUCCACCUCAAGGGGCUGAAGACCACCCAGCAGGGCAUGUUUCAGGGCAAGAAGCGCUUCUUCCAGAUAGCUUGCCAGGGCAAGUUCAAGCGUGCUGUGGACGCGGACGCGCUGUGCAUGGGCCAAGAGUUUGUCAAGCCGGGCAACGCGCCACCGUGGGUGGGGGAGGUGGUUCUCAAGGCGGCGUCCAAGGUGUUCAGCAGCAGCACGCACGUCAACGUGCAGUCGCGGCUGCCAUACUUCAUGAACCCAGUGAUCAACGUGUCCUGCGACAAGGACGCCCCGCACGACAUGUGGGCCGCCAAGGAGGACAUGCGCCUGUUCAGCAGCGACACCGCGGACAAGUCUGGCCAGCCCAAGCGCCGCCGCAAGUGGUGCGACAACCCCAAGAACCUGGAGGGCCUCACCCUCAGCCCAGACCACACCUACACCUUCCACAUCUGGCAGCACCUGAUCGACUUCAGCAGCUACAAGCUGAGCGUAGGCGGGCUGGUCAACAUCGAUCUCGCCGCAGCGCUCAGCGCUCAGCCGCUGCAGCUGACCUGCAAGGACAUCAAGGGCGGGCAGUACCUCUUUUCCUGCCUGGUGUGGCACGAGCGCCUGCUCUACGACGACGCCACCGCCGAGGCCGGCGCCACCCUCGCCUCCAGGUUUUCCAGCGUCGGCUCCGGCCUGGCCGGCAUGCUGGGUUUUGGCGCCAAACCGGCAGCGUGA